AUGGAACAUUCACGUGAUAGGGCUACUGGGGGAUCUAUAAAUAGUCCUCCAUGGUUCGAAGGUGGAUGUGAAAAAUAUACUCAAUGGAAGAUUUACAUGAAGUCAUACCUCUAUGCUCAAGAUGAACACGUGUGGAACAUCGUAGAAAAUGGUUGGAAUGUACCUAUGGCAAAAGCAAAAGAAGAAGGCUCUUCCACUGCCACUCCCAAACCAAGGAAGGACUGGACUGAGGAAGAAGUUCGUGACUUGCAAGCUGAUUUCAAAGCUAAGAACAGCAUCUUCACAGCCCUAUCGGAGCGAGAAAAACUGAGGAUAAGUCAUUGUGAUACUGCCAAGCAGGCAUGGGAUCUCCUACAGACUACCUACGAAGGAAAUAAAAAGGUACGUGCACAGAAACUGCAAGCACUGAUUUUUGAAUUCGAAACCAUGACCAUGGCAGAUGAUGAAACCGUGGACGACUUCCAUGGUAGAAUUCUUAAGAUUUCCGGUCAGUGUCGCAGUCUAGGAGCACCUUUUGAUGAAGAUAAAAUAGUCAAAAAGAUACUCAGGGCUCUGCCAGAAAAAUUUCACUCAAAAGUCACUAGCAUAGAGGACUCUUUUGAUAUAGAUGAUUAUCCACUUGAUGAGCUCAUCGGAAAUUUGAAAACCUAUGAGAUGAGGUUAAAACCUGAGAAGAAAAACAAGGGUGUAGCUUUCAAAGCUGUGAAAGAAAUUGAAGAGGAAGAAGGAUCGCUGGACCUAGCUCUACUGACAAAGGAAUUCAAAAAUUUUCUCAAAAGCAAGAACUCCUCUAAAAACGCAAAUGCUCCCAGAAGGAAUAACUAUACUGGCAAUGGUAGCAACAAUGACUACAAUGGUAAGAAUGGAAGAGGAAGCUUCAAAGGAAAUCAAUCAGGAAAACCAAAGUGCUAUGAAUGUGGUGGUUUUGGUCAUAUAUCUACUGACUGUGGAAAUAGGAAGCUUGGAAACAGCAACAACAAGUCUCUCCUUUCAACUUGGAGUGAUGAUGAAUCUCAAGAAAUUGAAAAUGUGGCCCUUGUAUCAUCACUGCUGCCUGAUUCUGGAAGUGACGAGUAUUUCUCUGAUGAUGAUGAAACAAAUAUCCGCUGCAAACGACUCUACAAAGCUUCAAAGGCUACUUUGAUUAGAAACUUGAGCUUGGAAAAAGAAGUAGACUUCCUGAGAACUGAAAAAGAAAAGGUGGAGCAUCUAUUCGAAUCUUCACAAUCUGCAUGGAAGAUGGAGAAAAGCAAACUCUUGAGUGAAUCAGCAGAUCCACAAAGUGACCAAGAGAUACUGACGUGGAAGACUGAAAAGAAUGAGUUUCUCAACAGGAUCAAACUACUAGAGCUGGAUGUUAAAGGACAAAGAGCCUUGAACUUGGAAUUGUUGGCGAAAAAUGAGUCUCUUCAACACGAGUUAAAAUUAACUCAAGAAAGAUACCUCAAGUUCAAUAUCAGUUCCACUUCCAUAUUGUCCAAGUUGCUCGGAUCAGGAAAAGCUCCUCAUGAUACAUAUGAGCUAGGAUACACUAGAGAAAAUUCCAAAAGCACCAAGUUCGUACGAGCCUCAAAACCAUCUGUAGAGCAGAAAGAUGUCUCCAUUGAUGAUCAUGUCAAUGAUAUAAAGGAAGGUAAUUCAAACCAACACCUUCAGGUAAAACUUGACCAAGAAUCCCCCACUGGUCAACCCAGGUACGCAAACCCUAGAAUCUUUAUUCCUACUUGUCAUCACUGUGGUAAGAUUGGCCAUAUCAGACCUAGAUGUAAUGAACGGUUUUCAAACUUAAAAUUCUCUCAAGAAAAAUGUACUGUUGAAACCCUACAGGUUGAGCUUAAAGAACAAAAGGAACUUAUUAACAAAUUAACUGAAAUUGUUUCUAAGAAGAAUCCUCAAACGGAAAGAAGAAAAGAUGUCUGGACCAGAAAAAUUGAAAGCAAAAAUCAUAGGUCCCUUGUUAAUGAAACUGAUGAUACAUGUCUUUUUGUUUGUGCUAGCCAAACUCAUCAACGCUCUCACAUUGAGGCAACUUGUUUAGUAGCUUUAACUGCAUUAGCAGACAAGCGACGAGAUUUUUGGUAUGUAGACAGUGGUUGCUCAAGACACAUGACUGGAGACAAAACCUGGUUUACUUCAUUUGAGGAUGAGAAUACCACUGGAUCAGUCACGUUUGAAGAUGGGAGGAAAGCUAACAUUCUAGCUCGAGGUACAGUAAACACUCCAGGUAUACCUAACCUUAAAAAUGUGUUAUUUGUUGAAGGAUUAACUGCAAAUCUGAUUAGCGUCAGCCAUUUGGCUGACGACUAUGAAGAUGUCUGGUUUAACAAACAGAGAUGUUUGGUCCUAAAUCAGAAAGGAGAAAGUAUCAUGGGAGGUAAGAGAUCUGUCGAUAACUGUUAUCACAUUCAAGCUAAUGAAUCUUCUAGUUUGCAGUCUUGUUUGUCUGUUAAAUCCACAGAGGAAACCUUUGAAAUUUGGCACAGAAAGAUGGGACAUGUCAACUAUCAGGACUUGCUAAAAUUAUCUUCCAAACAAUGUGUCCGAGGCUUGCCAAAUUUAAAAGGUAAAACUGACAAGAUGUGUGGAGACUGCAAGGUGGGAAAGCAAACUAAGGCACCUCACAGAGUGAUAAAUUCUGCAACAACCACACAAGUAUUGGAGCUAUUACACAUGGAUCUCAUGGGACCAGCUCAAUCUGAAAGUCUUGGAGGUAAGAGCUACAUACUAGUGGUUGUGGAUGAUUUCUCAAGAUACAUCUGGGUAAACUUCUUGAAAGAUAAAACUGAAACGUUUGAGUCCUUUAAGAAUUUGAGUCAAAAAUUAAUCAUUGAGAAACAGUCAUCUAAUAACUGCUUAGUGAGAAUAAGAUCAGAUAAUGGUACUGAAUUUAAAAAUGCCUCUUUUUCUAACUACUGUCAUGAGCUUGGUGUGUCACAUGAGUUCUCAGCUCCAAUCACUCCUCAACAAAAUGGGAUAGUGGAAUGGAAAAAUAGGGUAUUACUAGACAUGGCUCGAGUAAUGCUACAUGCUGCAGGUUUAAGCACAAAUUUUUGGGCUAAGGCAAUUAGCACUGCUUGCUAUACAAUAAAUAGAGUAUUCCUCAGACCAGGUACUGAUCAAACUGCCUACGAGCUGUGGAAAGGUAAGAAGCCAAAUGUUGGACACUUUCAUGUGUUUGGCAGUCCUUGCUACAUUCUACGAGAUAGAGAGCACCUCGGUAAGUUUGAUGCUAGAAGUGAUGAUGGGGACGUAACAUUUGCAGAUACCUCACCCUUCUCGGUCACACCAUCACAGAAUACUGAAACAUCAUCUAAGGAAGAGGAAGAGGAAAUCCAUGACAACAUUUUUGAACCAGCUCCCACCCAAAGAAGAGGGUUCAAGCAAGUUCAAAAAGACCACUCCACUCAAGAUAUCAUCGGCAAUCUAACUGAUGGUCCGAUAACAAGGAGAAAGGCUGCAGUCCAGGUAAGUUCCUCCGAGGUAAGUGAAGAAAAUGUAUUACUGUGUUUUAUUACCGAAAAUUUGGCAAGCAUGAACAUUAUAUCUCAUUUUGGCUUUGUGUCCAUCGUUGAACCAAAAAAUAUUAAAGCAGCUUUGUUGGAUGAUAACUGGAUUAGCGCUAUGCAGGAUGAACUGAAUCAGUUUACUAGGAAUGAUGUAUGGUACCUAGUACCACGACCUAGUAAGUGCAAUGUUAUAGGAACUAAGUGGAUUUUCAGAAAUAAAAGUGAUGAAAAAGGAAACGUGAUUAGGAAUAAAGCCAGACUAGUUGCUCAGGGAUAUUCACAGGUUGAAGGACUUGACUUUGACGAGACAUUUGCUCCUGUAGCUAGGUUGGAAUCUGUUAGAUUACUCCUAUCCAUUGCUUGUCAUCUCAGGUUUAAAUUGUUUCAAAUGGAUGUCAAAACUGCCUUUCUGAAUAGAUUUCUUCAAGAGGAAGUUUAUGUAGAACAGCCCCCCGGUUUCCAAGAUCCACACAACUUAGAUCAUGUCUACCGGCUCAAGAAAGCCCUGUAUGGGCUAAAGCAGGCUCCUAGAGCCUGGUAUGAGAGGCUAUCCACUCAUCUUUUGGGAAAAGGGUAUACUAGAGGAUCCAUAGAUAAAACAUUGUUUGUGAAACAAACCAAAAAUGACCUUAUCAUUGCCCAAGUGUAUGUUGAUGACAUUGUGUUUGGUUCCACCUCUAAAUAUCUUGUCAAAGAAUUUCAAUCUGUCAUGGAAAGUGAAUUUGAAAUGAGCAUGUGUGGUGAACUAACAUUUUUUCUUGGAUUGCAAGUAAAGCAGAUAGACACAGGUAAGUUGUCUAUCUUUUGUGACAACACUAGUGCUAUCAACAUCACCAAGAAUCCUGUUCAACACUCUCGAACAAAGCACAUUGAUCUUCGAUAUCAUUUUAUUAGGGAUUUGGUUGAACAAAACAUACUUGAGUUAAGCUUUGUACCCACUGAGAAUCAACUUGCUGAUUUGUUUACUAAGCCUCUUGACACUGCUAGGUUCAUUCACUACCUGGUUUCUCUCACCAUGGUUCGCACAAAACAAACCACUCGACUUGGAGGUCAUCGCCGCCUGCCUCCUCCAGAAGAAGGCCGUCAGGCCGCUGCCAGAGCCGGGAUUCUCCAUCCCGGCAUGCACCGUGUACGCAGUCGGAGUCCUCCUCCUCGCCCAUCCUCUUCAACUACAUCUUCUGCUGCUCCUCCUCCUGUCUCUCUGGAGACUCUUCGUGACCAGAUCUUGGUGGCUGACUGGCGAAUUGCCUGUCUUACGACGGACAUGGACGACAUGCAUUCUCUUCUGGUUCGUACUCGUCAUGCUCUGACCACCCUCACACAGGAACUCCGGAACAUGCAGCGCCACCCUCCUGGGUUUGACGCUCCCCGUCCUUCCAACGCCAUGCAGGAGCCUGUUGCACUGGAGGAGAGCUUGGAUUCCAUGGAUGAAGAGGAGUUUCUAGACAACGUCACCAGGCUUUGUGAGGAAUUUGACGUGCCUUCCCAUUCAAAGGGGGAGAAGUAA
Messenger RNA from Rosa rugosa (rugosa rose), 5013 nucleotides. RefSeq lists its product as uncharacterized. Bases 1 to 5013 code for a protein of 1670 amino acids. The transcript has 4 exons. The record is from RefSeq and is a predicted model, not a curated record. Gene Ontology annotation, biological process: DNA integration. NCBI's taxonomy places the organism in Eukaryota, Viridiplantae, Streptophyta, Magnoliopsida, Rosales, Rosaceae. Gene Ontology annotation, molecular function: zinc ion binding; nucleic acid binding.